Messenger RNA from Rotaria socialis, 4818 nucleotides. Lineage: Eukaryota; Metazoa; Rotifera; Eurotatoria; Philodinida; Philodinidae. The record is from the annotation of a GenBank genome assembly.
AUGCUUAAAUUUCUUUUACUAUGCUUAAAUAUUUGUGUAGUCUCGACUAAUUUCAAUGAAACUUAUCGCGUACGUCGACAAUCUCCGUUUGCUGAUGGCGUUCAACCACCAUCAUAUUUAUAUGAAUCACGACGAAUACUUGCAGCAAAUGCUCAUCGUAAAACUGAAUCGAAUUAUAUGAUUGUUGGUCCUAAACUAGUAAGACCUUCGGAUAUUGUGUCUGUUUGGGUGACAAUCUUAAAUGAACAAUGGGCAAUAACAAAUGUUGUCGUUUCAUUAUUCAAUCAAAAUGAUGAAAUAGCAUCAAAUGAAGAACGUCUAAUACCGAGAAUUCCAACAGCAAUUAUAUUUCAAGUACCGCAGAAUGCCCCGAAUGGCUCUUAUACAAUAUAUGUUCGAGGAACAUUACCGGAUGGUGAUGUUGUAUUCUAUAAUGAAACAAAUGUGAUUUUUCAUGCAAAAUCUCUUUCAAUUUUUAUUCAAUUAGAUAAACCCAUGUAUAAACAUGAUCAAGAAGUUCAUUUUCGAUGCAUUCCAGUUUAUUCAGAUUUACGUGGUUAUUUUAGUACCGUUAAUGUUUAUAUUAUAGGUCCAAUGAAUAAUAUUUUAAGACGUUGGGUUAAUUUGCAAACAAAAUGGGGAUAUGUGGAAUUAUCCUAUAAAUUUGCUUCAUUUAUUGCCUUUGGAACCUAUUCAAUCCGUUGUGAAGCUCAACAAUCAGCGAGUGAAAAAACGUUUUUAGUUGAUUUUUUUUUACAGAAAAAAAUUGAAGUCAAUGUAUCAUUACCAUUUUUUAUUAAUAUUGAAUCGCCAACUAUCAAUGGCAUUAUUACUGCAAACUAUACAACAGGACGUGGUGUUCAAGGUUUUGUACGAUUAACAGUACGAUUGAAAAAUCUAGAUGAAAGUUUUGAACCGGCAGUCAAUAUUAUUCCAGUACCGGAUGCACCCGGACCUAAACUUGAUUAUGAAUAUAAGCGAUUUGAUGGUCGUUCAGACUUUGUCAUACCAAUGGCAGAUGCGACACGUGAAUUUGGUGACUUAACAAAUCGUGAAUUAAUAUUUACAGCAACCGUAUAUCAUCCAAUAUGGAAUGAAACAACAAAUUCAUCGUUUCUUACGUCAUUUUAUAAAACAGAAUAUCGAAUUAAAUUUCUUAAUAGACAAUCAGGUGUAUUUAAACCUCAAAUGGCCUAUACAGCUAAUAUUGCCGUACUGAAUGGUGAUCAAAGUCGUUUUCGAAUUGCUGAUUUUGAUCGUAGUACAACUUAUGUACGUGUACAAACCAAUUUUGAUACUGGUGUAUCACUUGCAUCAAUUGAUUAUCAAAUACCUGACGAUUCUAUUAUUAAACACGAAUUUGUUAUUCCAAAUCAAAAUCAAACAAUGUAUAUGUCUAUUCGAGCUGAAUUAUUUGUUAAUAAUGAAUUUAUUCAAACAGCAUUCAUCGAACAACGUUCUGUUCGUUAUCGAUCAAGAAGUCAAACCUAUAUUCAAAUUACGACAAGUACACUAGAGCCUCGCAUCGAUAAUUUUAUGAUUUUUACAGUUAAUGUCAGUCGACAUUGUCCACAAGUUCAUUAUCAUAUCAUAUCAGCAAGCCGUAUCGUUUAUACAGAUACAAUUCAAAUGCGUGAUUCACGCCAACAAACAGUUUACGUUGCUGUAACACGUCGUAUGGCUCCAUCGGCACAUAUUCUUGCCUAUUUUGUCGAUGUUACAGGUGAACUUGUUGCUGAUGUUAUUCAUUUUCAUGUGAACAUUACAUCGGAUACAGUUGUACUUAAUUUAACAAUAAAUCAAAGAAAAGAUCUAACUGGCGAUACAGUCGAACUGCUUGCUUAUGGUCCACCACAAGCACAAGUUGCAUUUGCUGGAACAGAAUAUGCUCAAUAUCAAUUAUAUGGUGGAAAUGAUUUCCUUGAAAUGGAUAUUUAUAAUGAAUUGUAUGAAUAUGAUAUAGCUGCUCAUCCAAGUCCAAAUAUUACAUGGUAUUCGAACUUUUUAACACCAUCCGAAAAAGUUUAUCGUGUUGGGCAAUCGAUUGCAGCUAAUGUCUAUCGUGCAUUUCGUUCAGCUGGUAUUUUUCUAUUAACUGAUAUUGAAACAGUUAUUGAUGAAGAAGAAGAAGAAAAAUUCUGUAUGGAUACAGGAAAUCGAUUAACAUGCAAUGAUGGAUCAUGUUAUACAAUAAGUGAAAAAUGUGAUGGCAUUUUUCAUUGUUUAGAUGGAGCUGACGAACUUGAUUGUCCUGAAAAGCCUGGACCAUCAUUUACACCAAUAAAUAAACGUCUUUGGCCAUAUUGGGACCGAUUUUUUACACUUUCAUUUGCUUGGGAAUCUACUAUAUCCUAUCCAGAUGGACGAGCUCAGAUACGUGUCGAUGUUCCUACUGACAUUGGCACUUGGAUUGUUUCAGCAUUUUCAAUUAGUCAACAAAAUGGUCUUUCAGUUUUGCCCAGUGUUGUUAUGUUUGAAGGUACAAGACAAUUUUUUAUUGUUGUUGAAAUUCCAAGCAGACCUCGACUCGGCGAACAAAUAGGUGUUCGUGUUGAUGUAUUCAAUUUUCAAGCACAUCGUAUUGAGGCAUUGAUUAUUUUACAUGCUUCACCAAAUUAUCGUUUUAUUAAUAUUGAUCAAGAUGGACAAGUAUCUGCGUUUGCACCACGAACAUCAGAUGGACAACAUCAUUUACUUCUUAUUAUACCUGCAAGUAGCUCAAGACGUAUCUAUAUUCCAAUUGUACCAAUAAAUACUGGGAAAUUUGAUGUUACUAUUGAAGGUAUUACAGGAAUCAAACGACAUAUAGUACCAAAAGAAAUCGAAGUUGUGUAUGAAGGUAUUACAAACCAAUAUUCAACAUCAACUCUAUUUUCACUUGAAUAUACACCUCGGCAAAUGAUUGAAUUCGAUAUUAUUGUACCAGAAAAUUUUAUAUUACCAUUACGAAAUUAUUUUCUAUAUAUACCUGGUUCACCUAAAGCGACUAUUUAUAUCUCAGGUGAUGUUGCUGGACCCUAUUUUUGGGAAGGUCAAGAUAAAGAACUUACAUCAGAUAAUCUUAUUUUUAAAACAGUUGCAGCUGCUGAAGGCGCAUUAAUUGGUUUUGCGUCUAUGGUCUAUGAUAUCAUUUAUUUACGACAAGGCCAUGGUGCAGGAGGAUUUGAUCAAGAUAAACUCUCUCAAUUACUUGGAAAGGUUAAUAUAGAAUAUAAUCGUUUAAUGGCAUUCUAUUUUGAUGAUGGAUCCGAUGCUGGUGUACACGAUGGUGCAUUUAGUAAUUUCGGUUGGAAAAAUGAAACUAGUGUAUGGUUAACAUCAUGGGUAUUAAUCGCAUUGAAAGAUGCGACACAAGCUGAAUGGGAACAAUAUGACCUUUUUAUAGAUCCACGUGUACGUGCGAAAUCAUCGAAAUGGAUUAUAACACAUCAAGGCAAUGAAGGUUCAUGGCGUGAACAUAGUCAUAUCCUUGACCGAGAAAAAUUUCAAUCUCUAUUACAUUCGAAUGAUACAAAUUUACCCCUGAAUUUAUCAUUAACAGCUCAAGCAGUAAUUGCAUUAAAAAUGAAUACAGAUAUCAAUGGAUUAAUAAAAGAAGACAUGACCGAUGCUAUUGAUCGUGGUCGAAAGUGGCUCGAACAACAUUAUCAUAUCAUUGUCGAUUCUUUUGAAUUAGCAAUUACAACGUAUGCAUUGCAUAUAUCUAAUAGUCCAGAAAAAGACAAUGCUUUUAAUCUUUUACUUAAAGCGCAACGAACAAAUGCGGAUGGUAUUUAUUGGUCAAAUAUUGAUUUACCAUCGAAUAGAAUUGGUCAUGGAACUGUAACUGAACAUUUAUUGCCAAAAGAAGAAUCUGAAUUAGAAGCACAUGCAAUUGCGUCAACAUCAUUUGCUUUGCUAACCUAUAUCUUUCGUGCACAAAUAUUAUUAGGAAAGCCAAUAGUAACUUGGUUACACGCACGUCGAAAUUUUGUUGCAGGUUGGUGUUCAAGUUACGAUUCAUUUUUUGCUUUAAGAUCACUUGUUAAUUAUGCAAUUCGACACGGUAAUACGAUACAAGCAUAUAACAUACGCGUUAAUAUAUCAUCAUCGACUAGUUCAUCGCGAAACAGUGGACCUAUAUCAAUUAAUAAUGAGAAUAUUAUUGAUCUAGAAAAAUAUUCAUUGGAUCCCGUUCAUGGAAGAGUAUUUAUUGAUGCUUAUGGCGUAGGAUAUUCACUUGUACAAAUGAUAGUUACAGCUAAUGUUGAAUAUCCUGAAUUGAUUCGUCCGAUUCCAUAUCAAGGAUUUGAUCUAUCAUUAAAUGUUCAUCUAUCACAAAAAUAUAAUUUUAGUUAUUUAAUUUAUGAACCAUGUGUAACAUGGUUGCCAAAUCCUGUUAAAUCUCAUCGAUCGGGUUGGUCAAUUUUUACUAUUGAAAUUCCAACUGGUUAUCGUAUAGAAGAACGUUUUCUGAAAGAUCUUGUUGGCUUUGGUAUUGUAAGAAAUCUUCGUGAUGCCGAAAACUAUCCGAAUUCACUUAAUUUUAUUUUUGAAUUUUUUGAUACAACUCCAAUUUGUUGGCAAUUUGAACUUAAACGUUUUAUACCUGUUGCUAAUAUGACUCGUUACUAUGAAAUGAAAGCAUAUGAAUGGCAUGAACCCUGGAGUGCUAAUCGAUCUAUGUAUACAUUGCGCACACUUUUCGGUCUUGAUAUCUGUUCUGUAUGUGGUUCAUAUCAAUGUCCAUAUUGUGCUUACUAUGCUCGAAGUCCAAGCAUUCUAAUAUCAUUGUUUACAAUCAUGUUGUGUGCUGUUUUUUCAGUCGUUUUUAUAUAA